This is a messenger RNA of Pectinophora gossypiella (pink bollworm), 1629 nucleotides long. RefSeq lists its product as uncharacterized. The coding region runs from base 1 to 1629 and encodes 542 amino acids. Gene Ontology annotation, molecular function: DNA binding. The record is from RefSeq and is a predicted model, not a curated record. The transcript is spliced from 3 exons. Gene Ontology annotation, cellular component: nucleus. Lineage: Eukaryota; Metazoa; Arthropoda; Insecta; Lepidoptera; Gelechiidae.
AUGUUUAAGCUUUAUCUUCAAGUAUUGACAGAGAAUGACUUACUGGACAAACCAGACCGUAUAUUUAAUAUCGAUGAAACUGGGGUUCAAUUAAACAAUACUCCUGGAAAAGUUAUCGUGACGAAAGGGACGAAAUCAGUUCAUUCGAUAACGUCUGGAGAAAAGGGAGAGACUAUGUCAAUAAUAGCUUGCUGCAAUGCCGCUGGAAACUUUCUCAGCCCUGUUGUUAUUAUUAAAGGAGUCAAUAAAAAGCCCGAAUUUCUAGAUGGUCUUCCUCAUGGUUCAGAUGUUUACAUGAACAAAAAAUCAGCCUAUGUUAAUGCGGAGUUAUUUCAGAAGUGGCUAGUACAGCAUUUCGUACCACGAAAGCCUCAAGGCAAGGUUAUUUUGCUUCUAGAUGGGCAUUCUUCUCAUACGAACUCUGUCGAAAUGUUGGAGACUGCCGAAGAAAAUGGUAUAAUACUUUUUUGUCUGCCAAGCCACAGCACGCAAGCUUUACAACCCUUAGAUCGUAGCUUUUUCAAGCCAUUUAAGACUUUUUUUGCAGCUGAGACGAAAAACUGGAUGCUUACAAACAAAGAAAAAAAAAUCAACCGUUUAAUAGCUGGCAAGCUAAUUGGUAAUGCAUGGAUUCGAGCGACUACGCCUUCUAAUGCUAUUUCGGGCUUUAGGGCUUGCGGUAUUUACCCUUAUAAUCCGGCUGCUAUACCAGAAAAUUUCUUUGCAAUCUCCGAUUUGUCGUCAAGCAACCAACUCCGUGAUGAGCCACAAGAUAUCUUACCUGAAAAUACGUUACAAUUACCUGGUCCCUCAUGUAGCAAACAGUUGUUGCCAGAAUCAAACUGCAAUGAGGUUUCGGCUUUGGCUGAAACUCAAACAUCUACACUAACAAAUGUUGAUCAAACACAUGAGAAUUGUGGAAGUCAUGAUACAGCUAGAGAAAAUUCUCCAUCUCUUAUUUCUCAAUUUGAUUGUCUGCAGCCAAAUGAAGAAGGCACAAAGGAGACACCUAGUAAGUUUUUGCAAGAAUGUUCCCCUGUACCGAAAAUUCCGAUACCUUUAUACAAAAGAGGAAAACAAUCAGCUGCAGUAUUAAAUUCCAAAGAAAACAUAGCUAAUAAGAAAAUCAAAGAUAUGGCUACUCCUAACAUACCAUGCAAAAGAAGUAAAAUAAAAGUACCAAGGAAGAUAGCAGAAAAAAGGGCAAGAGUAGCUUCAGAAGAGACAGAUUCAUCUGCUACAAAUGAUUGUGAUGAAUCUUUCAAAGAAAAUGAAUCUCAUGUUGACGUAAAACAGAAAAAUGUAAAGAGAGCUAAGAAAUUAAAAAUAAAUAAAACUUCAAGUGUUAAUGAGAUUCAACGUCCCAUUCGUGCUGUUCAGAAAAAGCAACGAAUAACCAAAAACGCCAGUGAAGAAUUGGAGGAAGAGGAGCAAUCCAAGCCGAAACAAUACUUCGGCUCGGAAAAUAAGCCCUACCGCAACCUCAAACAAGAGUCCAUUACUUGGCUUGUUUCUCUAACCAAGAGCGCUGGCGUCACGCUGAAACCCAACUUCCCUGCUAGAAAGCAAAACCCGAAGAUUAGCUACCUGUUUUUACCCAUAAUAUGUUAUAUACUCAAUGUAUCAUAA